GCAGAGAGUUGGUAGACCAUUAUUUCACACGCUUAGUAAAAUAAUUAAACUCACACACGUACACGUUUACUUACCCUCUAUUUCUAUAAGAACCCUAAUCUCUUGGUAUCACGAGAAUUUGCAAUAAAAUCCAUCAUUCACUGUUCUAAUUCUUCUUCUUUCGGUCUCUGUCCGCAAAUCUCCAUUAUUGUAUAUGGAGCUCACUGAUAUUGUCAUAUUCUUCUUGGUCCUAUACUUUCUCUGCCUGUGGUGGCGCCGUUACGGCGGCAGCGGCCGUCGGAAUCUUCCACCUGGGCCGCCUGGUUGGCCUCUGGUCGGAAACCUUGUCGGUGUGUUGCUUCAACGUCGUCAUUUCGUGUUCAUGAUGAGAGAUCUACGUAAAAAGUACGGACCAAUAUUCACAAUGCAAAUGGGACAACGUACGAUGAUUAUUGUAACCGACGAGAAACUCAUCCACGAGGCCUUGGUCCAACGUGGAGCAACGUUCGCUUCCCGGCCGCGGGAUUCUCCGAUCCGGCUGAUGUUCAGUGUCGGAAAAUGUGCCAUAAAUUCGGCGGAGUACGGCCCGUUAUGGCGAAUUCUGAGGCGGAAUUUCGUGACCGAGCUAAUAACCCCGACUAGGGUUCGUCAGUGUUCGUGGAUACGCAAGUGGGCCAUGGAGAAUCACAUGAACAGGAUCAAAACGGAGAGUGUCGAGAAGGGAUUGGUCGAGGUCAUGAGCAAUUGCAGGCUAACGAUAUGUAGCAUAUUGAUAUGUUUAUGUUUCGGUGCGAAGAUAACGGAAGAAGAGAUCAAAUGCAUAGAGAGCGUUUUGAAGGACGUUAUGCUGAUAACGUCGCCACAGUUACCUGAUUUCUUACCGAUGCUAACGCCUUUGUUUCGCCGUCAGGUGAAACAGGCGAAGGAACUGAGGAAACGACAGCUCGAUUGCCUUGUCCCGUUGAUUAGGAAACGUCGCUUGUUCGUCAAGAAACGUGAAAACCCUAAUGCAGAGAUGGUGAGUCCAAUCGGAGCAGCUUACGUGGACUCAUUGUUUGACCUGAAAUGCGGCGAACGAGAGCUCGGGGACGAAGAAUACGUCACCCUCUGCUCGGAGAUCGUGUCCGCCGGUACGGACACUAGCGCCACGACCGUGGAGUGGGCUCUACUCCAUCUAGUCACGGACGAAACCGUACAGCAGAAACUCUACGACGAGAUCGAUAGUGUUGUCGGAAAAAACAGCGUCGUGGAGGAAGAUGAUGUGGAAAAGAUGCCCUAUUUAGAAGCCGUAGUGAAGGAGACUCUUCGCCGACACCCUCCCGGGCAUUUCCUUCUUUCGCACGCAACCGUGAAGGACACGGAACUCGGAGGGUACGAGAUCCCGGCAGGGGCAUAUUUGGAAUUUUACACGGCGUGGGUGACGGAGAACCCGGAGAUAUGGCCCGACCCGGGGAAUUUCCGGCCGGAGAGGUUCUUGACCGGAGGAGAAGGCUUUAACUCCGACUGGACAGGGACACGUGGCGUCACAAUGUUGCCUUUCGGAGCGGGGCGCCGGAUCUGCCCGGCCUGGAGUUUGGGCAUCUUGCAUAUCAAGUUGAUGCUGGCGAGGAUGGUCCACUCGUUCAAAUGGGUAUCCGAUCCGGGUCACCCACCCGACCCGACCGAGACUUACGCUUUCACGGUCGUGAUGAAGAACCCUCUCAAAGCCCGGAUUCUUCCUAGGAUUUGAUGGGUAUAUAUAUAUAUAUAUCCGUAUGGUUUAUCGGGCAUGUGCUUUGUGUGAGUUAUAUAUAUAUAUAUAUACGAGCUAGGUGUUGUGGUAAUCGUGGGGUUACUUUAUUUAGAAUGUCUUAAUAGGGUGCGUUAAUCAUGUUUUACUUUGGGUGUGUUUGGUCUAAUUUGUGAUAUGUCCGAAUGUCCUAUGCGUUGAAUGCAAGUACGUACUACACGUUCAAUUCUCAACGGAGAUAUA
Tarenaya hassleriana is the source of this 1951-nucleotide messenger RNA. Its product is annotated as cytochrome P450 77A3. Gene Ontology annotation, molecular function: iron ion binding; heme binding; oxidoreductase activity, acting on paired donors, with incorporation or reduction of molecular oxygen, NAD(P)H as one donor, and incorporation of one atom of oxygen. The transcript has a single exon. Bases 194 to 1708 code for a protein of 504 amino acids. Gene Ontology annotation, cellular component: membrane. The record is from RefSeq and is a predicted model, not a curated record. NCBI's taxonomy places the organism in Eukaryota, Viridiplantae, Streptophyta, Magnoliopsida, Brassicales, Cleomaceae.